CGCCUUUGUUUUACCUCUUCUUGAACAAAUUAUUCUUCCUUCUGCUCUCUCUCUCUCUCUCUCUCUCUCUAAUCCAAGCCUCUUUCGUCUCUCUAAACUUAAUCGGACACACCAUGACAGGCAGAGAAAUCCUCCACAAAAUGAAGGUUAAAGCGAUACAAUGUGCAUCUGGAUCUGAAGCAACAGUGAAAGGUAAAGGCAAAGUGUCAAACCAUGUUACUUAUGGCUCUCACCUGGUGAAGGGGAAAUCACAUCAUGCUAUGGAAGACUAUGUAGUUUCUGAUCUCAAACAUGUACACAACCAUGACCUUGGUUUGUUUGCAAUAUUUGAUGGCCAUUUGGGCCAUGAUGUCGCAAAUUACUUGCAAAACCACUUGUUUGAUAAUAUCUUGAAAGAGAAAGACUUCUGGACUGACACAGAGAGUGCAAUAAGGAAUGCAUAUAAGAAAACAGACGAGGAAAUACUGGGGAAAGCGCUCACCUUGGGCAAAGGAGGAUCCACUGCUGUUACAGCAAUUUUGAUCGAUGGCGAGAAGCUUGUAGUGGCAAAUGUGGGAGACUCCAGGGCUGUGCUAUGCAGGAAUGGCCUCCCCAAACAACUGUCGGUCGAUCAUGAACCGAGCAAAGAGAAGCGAAUGAUCGAAAGUCGGGGUGGUUUCGUAUCAAACAUUCCUGGGGACGUUCCACGUGUCGACGGACAGUUGGCAGUGGCCAGGGCAUUUGGCGACAAGAGCUUGAAGAUACACCUCAGCUCGGAACCUGACGUGUCCGAGGAGGCAGUGGAUGAUGAAGCCGAGUUCAUCAUUCUAGCAAGUGAUGGCAUUUGGAAGGUGAUGUCGAAUGAAGUGGCAGUGGACUCCAUCAAGGCAAUAAAGGAUCCUCAAUUAGCAGCGAAGCACCUGAUCGACGAGGCCCUUUCGAGGAAGAGCAAGGACGACAUAUCUUGCAUAGUUGUAAGAUUCCAAUAAUACACUGUAUAUAUGGAUCCCUGCAGAUGGUGAAAAAUCACCAGCUGUUGUUCUAUUGUAUCAUGUAUGUGUGUGUAUUGCAACCCGUAUAAAAGAGCUUCUCUUUUUUUGGAUUUGGAUGGCAGCUAGCUAGCCAGCCCCGUUGUGUUUGUUCUGCUAUUCCUGUAUAAUUAAGCAAAAUGGAUCUCAGUUCUGUUCAAGUUCUCAAAUUCUUUGGAUGUAGUUACCGUUUCUGUUUUUGGCGAGAAAACUAGCGUUGAAAUCGAAUUGAUUGCACCUUGACUUCUUUGGACAACGAUCACUAAAACACGGCUCACACCUCUUCAAACAAAGUUCGAAUGAGGGUGUUCGAUAUUUAAACGACUUACGAGACAGAAAUCUACAUUAAAAUUUGACAUUGUAU
Linum trigynum is the source of this 1371-nucleotide messenger RNA. NCBI's taxonomy places the organism in Eukaryota, Viridiplantae, Streptophyta, Magnoliopsida, Malpighiales, Linaceae. The record is from the annotation of a GenBank genome assembly.